Messenger RNA from Jaculus jaculus (lesser Egyptian jerboa), 988 nucleotides. RefSeq names its product interleukin 11 (gene Il11). Bases 296 to 658 code for a protein of 120 amino acids. Gene Ontology annotation, molecular function: cytokine activity; growth factor activity. Gene Ontology annotation, cellular component: cytoplasm. Lineage: Eukaryota; Metazoa; Chordata; Mammalia; Rodentia; Dipodidae. Gene Ontology annotation, biological process: positive regulation of MAPK cascade; positive regulation of cell population proliferation. The record is from RefSeq and is a predicted model, not a curated record. The transcript is spliced from 5 exons.
CGAGGGAGCUGUCCCGAGCCCCUGAGCCCGGGCGGCGCGCGUCUGCUCCGCGGCUGCCAGGCCAGGUGUUUGUCGCCUGGUCCUGGUGGUGCUGAGCCUCUGGCCAGAUAGAGCCUUUGCCCCUGGGCCACCGUCUGGCUCCCCUCGAGCCUCCUCAGACCCCCGCACCGAGCUGGACAGCGCUGUCCUCCUGACUCGGUCGCUGCUGGCAGACACUCGGCAGCUGGCGGCCCAGCUGAGAGACAAAUUCCCAGCCGACGGGGACCACAACCUGGACUCCCUACCCACUCUGGCCAUGAGUGCAGGGACACUGGGAGCCUUACAGUUGCCCGGUGUGCUGACGCGGCUCCGUGUGGAUCUGUUGUCCUACCUCCGUCAUGUGCAGUGGCUGCGCCGGGCAGGUGGACCUUCCUUGAAGACCCUGGAGCCGGAGCUGGGUGCCCUCCAGGCCCGGCUGGACCGGCUGCUGCGCCGUCUGCAGCUCCUGAUGUCUCGCCUGGCCCUGCCCCCAGCACCCCAAGACCAGCCAGUGACCCCCCUGGGUCCCCCUGCCUCAGCCUGGGGAGGCAUCCGGGCAGCUCAUGCCAUCCUAGGAGGAUUGCACCUGACCUUGGACUGGGCCGUGCGGGGACUGCUGCUGCUCAAGACACGGCUGUAACCCAAGACCCAAAGCCACCAUUGACAUCGUGCUUCAAAGCCAGAUCUUAUUUAUUUAUUUAUUUUGGUACUGGGGGCAUGGCAGUCAGGGCACGCCGCCUCCCUGCCCCCAUCAACCCUUCCCCAGCUAGACAGUCCCUUCAGGACCCCUGGGUGAGGGGGGCAUCUGUGCCUUAUUUAUACUUAUUUAUUUAAGGAGUGGGGAGGGGUGGGAGGCAGAUGGUUUGUGAGUCCCUGAGGAGGAGAGAACAGAGAUCUUGGAUACAUGGCUUUCUUUCUUUUUAAAAAAUUUUAAAAAGUUAUUUAUUUGCAAGCAGAGAAGAGACAGAAU